AUGAGUAUCGUAGAAAAACAUCUCUCAUCACGCGGUCAUCAAUGUCUAAUAUAUGCGGACGAUCUGGUUAUUUUUACUUCAAACAAACUUCUUAAUCUCGCUAUCGAAAACCUUAACCUUGCCCUCAAAGAUCUAAGUGAAAUCCUUAUAAAAGUCUCCUUUGAAAUUGCUCCGGAAAAAUCAAAAUCUGUCAUAUUCACCCGACGUAGGUACGUAAAUCACCCUGAUAUACUUAUCGACGAUAUUAUUAUACCAAUCGUUCCAAAUGUGACCUACUUAGGCAUCACUCUAGACUCCAAACUUCGUUGGUUUCCGCAUAUUAAUUCACUUACAUCAUUCGUCUCUCGAUGGUCUAAUUUUCUCAGAACGGUUACCGGUACUUGGUGGGGCCCACAUCCUUCUAGUCUUCUAUCUAUCUACCUUUCAAUCAUACGCUCCAAACUUGACUAUGGUUGUUUCCUUUAUGAUUCAGCUUCCUACUCUAUCUGGAAAAAAAUUAAUAAACACCAAACUUCUUGUCUUAGGAACAUUAUGGGAUACGUUAGGUCCACUCCUCGUCCGGCCAUUGAGGUAGAGACUUUAUGCCCUCCAUUCAAUGUCAGGUGCAGGUGGCUUGCGGGAAAAUUUCUUUUGAAAUCAUUAUCCCAUACCGAUCAUUACAUAUUUGAUACUUUUUACUCACUAUAUCUCAAUUGGCGCUACGUUCCUAAGACUAUGCCUGUUUUGUCUGAUAUUGCUAAUGUAUUAUCUGUUUUCCACCAUUACGUCAUGAGAUCUGACAAACCCCCAAUUUAUAAUCAAUCCUACGAUUCUCUUCUUUAUUUUCCUCCCGUUCAUUUGUGUAAUCUAUUUUCCGAUUUGUCCUCCAAUGACUUUAAAAAAAUGUCACACUGUAUGGUAAAUGCAGCUUUUUCGAAUCAUCUUUUUGUUAACUUCCCCAAUUUUAUUGUUGUCUAUACAGAUGGUUCUGUCUCUCCUUUUUCUGCUGGUUAUGCAUUUUAUAUUCCAGAGUUACGUGUUUCUUUUUCAAAUAAUCUCCCCUCUUCGUCUUCCUCCUUUACAGCCGAGUGCUACGCCAUCUUUGAUGCUUUAACACUCAUUUUUAACUUGGCUCCUAACAAAUAUCUAAUAGCUUCCGACUCCAUGUCAUGUCUUCAAGCCCUAAACUCAAACCCUCUACGCUCUAAAUUAUCCCCACUUGUUCAACGUAUAAAAUUACUUAUUUUCAAUCUUAAUUCUUUAAACUAUACUAUACAUUUCAUAUGGAUUCCCGGUCAUACCGGCAUUCAUGGCAAUGAGUUUGUCGACAAUCUUGCUAAAUCCACAUCUAAUAUUAUCCUCCCAUCUGUUACUCUACUUCCGCACUCUGACUUUACUCCUUUUAUUAAACGUUACACAACCAAUCUAUGGUCUUCAUACUGGAAUAAUUUACCUGGUAACUUUGCGUCUAGGUAUAGAGACAUUACUCCUAAUAUUCUUAACAAUAUCUGGUUCAGCAAGUUUGGAGGCUUGACUGAAGGGAGCGUCCAUUGA
This is a messenger RNA of Rhopalosiphum padi (bird cherry-oat aphid), 1533 nucleotides long. RefSeq lists its product as uncharacterized. The transcript is spliced from 2 exons. Lineage: Eukaryota; Metazoa; Arthropoda; Insecta; Hemiptera; Aphididae. Gene Ontology annotation, biological process: DNA replication, removal of RNA primer. The record is from RefSeq and is a predicted model, not a curated record. The coding region runs from base 1 to 1533 and encodes 510 amino acids. Gene Ontology annotation, molecular function: RNA-DNA hybrid ribonuclease activity; nucleic acid binding.